Messenger RNA from Chelonoidis abingdonii (Abingdon island giant tortoise), 1135 nucleotides. The record is from RefSeq and is a predicted model, not a curated record. Lineage: Eukaryota; Metazoa; Chordata; Testudines; Testudinidae.
AUGGGGGCUGCUGGGCACUCACUGCUGCUCCCUUUCAGGGAGGGUUGGCCACCUUGCUUCCUGGGCUGUUUCUUGGCCAUCGCCGGGGCACUCAACGGCCUGUCCACUGAGGAGAACUGGGCCAAGAUCCGACGGGAUUACCCGGCGCGCUGCUCACCAACUAUUACCUCUUGGCCAGCUGUGCAGAUGCCAACUUCUACUUCAUCCCCUGAACCACAGGCUGGCUGUCGUGCAGGUGGUGGCUGUCGUCUGGAAUUCCUACCUGUCCUGGAAGGCGAACCAGCUGUGAAGCCAUGGGGCCGGCGCCCCUCCCAUCCCCACACCCAACCCGGUCUCCCCCAGCCUUCUGCCUGGCCUGCCCCCCCCCACGCCGAACCCUCCUCUGUGACUGCCAUAGCGAAUGGCUGUGGGGCUGGUCCCCCUCCUCUUUCCCCUCAUCCAGCUGCAAGACCCCCAUGCCACCCCAUCUGUGACUGCCAUAGCGAAUGUCUGUGGGGCCGGCCCAGCAGUGGCUCUUGUGGGCACUCCAGGGGGCACAUCACACAGCAAUUCUCAAACUGGGCCCCCUGGGCAGCCUCAGCAAAGAAAGCACUGGCACGUGGUGCUGGGGGGUCUGAGCUGUGCCCCAUGGCUGUCCCCAGCACAGGGGGAGAUUGAUUCCUGCCCCAAGGCUGUCCCCAGGGUGACUGAGCUGCGCCCCACGGCAGUCCCUGGCACCGGGGUAGACUGAGCUGUGCCCCAGUGAUGCCUGCAGUGCUGAGGGCGAUCAAGCCACACCCCUGGCUGGAGAGCCCCUGCCCCGACGGGCCCUUUGAGCCGUCGUCCAUGGAGCCCAGGCAAGGAACUGGAGAAAUAAGCUCAGUGACUGGCCUUGCCGUGGCCCUGCUGUUGGGGUGGGGCUGGGGGUGAGGUCUGGGGCCAUCCUGGGACUCCAGGGUCUGGGACAGGGUCUGCAGGAGCCGAGGGCAGCCGGCAGGAGCUGCUCCCCAGGAAGCAGGCUCAGCACCAGCAGGUGCCCAUGGUCAUAACCUGCUGCGCAGGCAGGACCGACAGGAUGCAGCUUCCUGCAGCGCCUUCUCCACAUGGGACAGUGAGGCAGCUGGGGCCAGAGCUCAGAGCACCCACCUGGCAAUGC